CUCCUUUUUUUUAGAAUAACGCAAAUCUCCAAAUUGACCUUCUUUUUCCAAAAUGGAUUUCGAUCAGAUCCUUUCUGCCAUCGGAGGAUUCGGCAAAUAUCAGAAAAUCUUGUACGUAUGGAUCUGUCUGCCCCAGAUCUUCCUCGCCUUCCACAUGAUGGUGAGCAUCUUCACUGGAUCCUCGCCGCGCCAUUACUGCCGGGACAGCUCUAGCUCAGUGGCCGGGAAUCACUCCUUCUUCCCGGGUACGAUCAGCCUGAACUUCAGCAUCUCUCAUUCCUCCUGCUCCUUCUUCGAUGUCCCGCUGCAGGGAAACCGGACCGAGCGCGUACUGUGUGCCCAUGGAUGGGUGUACAGCAAAGAGACUUUCCAGAGUACAACGGUCACUGAGUGGGACCUGGUGUGUGACAGAGCUGGACUCAACAGUCUCGGAUCAUCUAUCUACAUGCUUGGCCUGUUGGUGGGAUCUGUGCUGUUUGGAGCCAUGGCUGACAGGUACGGCCGGCGACUCGUCCUGCUGUUGUCCAUCGCACUGCAGACUGUGUUCGGAGUGGCAGUGGCUUUUGCUCCUAACUUCCCCAUCUAUGUGAUUCUGCGCUUCAUAGUUGGCACCACCAUAUCCGGAGUCAUCAUCAACGCCUUCGUCCUCGGCACUGAGUGGACAUGCACCAAGAGGCGCAUGUUAGCCGGUAUCUUCACAGACUAUGCAUUUGGUUUGGGCUACAUGCUACUAGCAGGCGUAGCCUACUUGAUCCGUGACUGGAGGAAGUUGCAGCUAGCUAUCUCUGCCCCGGGUUUCCUGCUCAUCUUCUACAUCUGGGUGCUCCCUCAGUCUGCCAGGUGGUUGUUGGCUAAUGACAGGAGGGAGGAAGCCAUUGCAUUACUCCGCAAGGCAGCACUUGUUAAUGGCCGGGUCUUACCUCCUGCUGUACAAGUGAAGAAGUGUCGGAUUUUGGCUGAAGAGAAGCGAAGUUAUUCAGCAGUGGAUCUCGUACGAACGCCUCAGAUGAGGAAGAGGGCUAUCAUCUUAUUCUACAUCUGGUUUGUCAAUGUGCUGGUGUAUUACGGCCUCUCUCUGGGUGUGUCUAGGUUAGGGACUAACCUUUACUUGACCCAGUUUGUGUUCGGGGUGGUUGAGAUCCCGGCUCGGUCUCUUGUCUUGCUUGUCCUGCCCUUCAGUCGCCGACUCUCCCAGAGCGGAUUUCUGGCUGUUGGAGGGCUGGCCUGUCUGCUCAUGCUGGCUGUCCCUGCAGAUCAUCCCAGUGUUCUGACUGCUCUUGCCAUGGUAGGGAAGUUUGGGAUAACAGCGUCCUUUGCUGUAAUCUAUGUGUACACUGCUGAGAUAUUCCCCACUGUGCUUCGGCAAACAGGAAUAGGUGUAUCCUGUAUGUUUGCAAGGAUGGGCGGUGUGUUAGCUCCCAUUAUAAACAUGCUUCACAACCAAAGCCCCUCUACCCCUCUGCUCAUCUUCGGUACCUCCCCCCUGCUUGGUGCUGUCCUGGCCCUGGCACUGCCCGAAACGGCCGACAGACCUCUGCCUGACACGGUGGAGGACACAGAGAGCUGGGACAUGAGGUCGCCUACCGGCAAGGAGAGCCCCGAGAUGUCUGAGGAUGUGAGUCAAUCAGCCAGCAGCACAGAGGAGCAGGAACUACAAUGUCUGGCAAACCAAGCCUAAGUGUGUGUAUGAGGCUGCACACAUUCACAUAUUAUACAGCCUCAACUUUGUUACCUGCAGAUACAGGCCUUAACAUAACAUCCUCUAUGCAUUAUGUCCCUUAGGAUCUGAUUAAGAGCACUAUGCAAACACAAACUAACAUGCAAGUGUACAAACACGCGCGCACAC
Messenger RNA from Plectropomus leopardus (leopard coralgrouper), 1846 nucleotides. Its product is annotated as solute carrier family 22 member 6-B. Gene Ontology annotation, biological process: transmembrane transport. Gene Ontology annotation, molecular function: transmembrane transporter activity. NCBI's taxonomy places the organism in Eukaryota, Metazoa, Chordata, Actinopteri, Perciformes, Serranidae. The record is from RefSeq and is a predicted model, not a curated record. Gene Ontology annotation, cellular component: membrane.